This is a messenger RNA of Diaporthe citri, 5118 nucleotides long. RefSeq lists its product as uncharacterized. The record is from RefSeq and is a predicted model, not a curated record. Lineage: Eukaryota; Fungi; Ascomycota; Sordariomycetes; Diaporthales; Diaporthaceae. The coding region runs from base 1 to 5118 and encodes 1705 amino acids. The transcript is spliced from 2 exons. Gene Ontology annotation, cellular component: microtubule organizing center.
AUGGACGACAUGGACAAGACAGACACUGGCACAAUGGACGACUCCGAGAGUACUAUCGACCUUGCCGCACGCAGGCCUCUGCCGCCUCCUUCGUCCUCCACUCCGACCUUGGAGGUAGACAGUCCCGAACACCACCAAGAUAUCUCUCGGCCUUCGACCGCAUACCGAGUCCCUGGCACACCCAGUCACCCGGACGAUGAUCACGACCGCGACCGCGACCACGGAGAGAGCCAGGACCGAUCUCGCGACAACAACGAGCCGACGCCUACGCGCCCAACAUCGUCCGCGCCACGCACCGUCCUAAGAGCCGAUGAUAUCCCUAACCUCCGCCCUCCAAGCGGCUUGCGACAACAGGGCGAACCGCGACAGAGUACGCAAGAACAACAUGUCGGCAGCGCAGGCGACCACAGCUUUGCUGAAGGCCACAGCGGCUUGCCCGACCCUGAACACAACGACUCCUCCAUGGCGCAAAUGCUCCGAAGGCAGCUGCAAGAUAUCGAGUCUAGCUUCACCACCCCGAUCUCUCCUCUACCUACCGUAAACUCCCUCGGCCUGGACGACACCUUUGUAUUCGACUCGCCCUCAAAACCUCCCAAGCCAGGUGCUCCCGCUCCUGCUGCCACUCCAGCUUCCUCACAACCACCUGCUCCCCAGCACGCGGUCCAAGAUGAGCCUUCCUUGCCUCAUAUCCCUCCGCCAUCCGAUUCCGACCAGCCGAGCCCACAACCCAAGAGAGAACCAGCAUCUGACCAGCUCCACGUCCCAGAAGGCACUUCCGCCCUCGAAGCGUUCUCGUCGUCCCCAACUGGUGCCACCACUGCGCGCACCAUUUCAAGAGCAAUGUCCCGGAUCAGCAAUGGACACAACAACAGCGCGCGUGCCGAUGACAGCCAGACUGCCCAAGAAGAAGGCGACAGCAUUGUGCAACACAAUUCUUCGAUGGAUGACUCGCUGCUCCGACCAGCCAAUACCUCGGGUACAUCAGGAGCUUCAGGGACUUCGGCGGCCUCAUCACAACGACGUUCAGACAUGGGAAUACCGAAAAUCAGCGUGGACGCGGGGAACACACCCGGCCACAGCUUGAAGAGCGGGAAGCGCCCGAAAUACCUGCGCAGCCGCAUGGCAAGCCAUCAUUCCUCCUCGUCCUCCUUCAACGACGAUAUCGAAAGCGACGUGACGGCAGGCACAGCGGGAGGGCUCGGCGCGGACUACGCUUUGCAGUCCGGCGGUGCCAUACCAGCAUUGGGCACUUCACGGAACAGCAGUAUGAGCAACAUUGUCACGCGGCAGAUAAGCAUGGGCAGCAUGGCGUCUGACUUUCGCGAGGACUCUACAGGGCGCAUUGGUGUCGAGCCACUUGAGCCUCUGGAUGAAUACGAGGGCAUGUCAUCCGAUAAUCCCAACGACGAUAGACUCAAGACACCGAAGGCUCCAAGGCAGCCUUUGACCGAACCGACUGAUACGGCCAUCGCCCGACACGUUAGGAAUGUACAGGUCCCCGAGUCUCUGGCGAGGGAAUACAGGAGCAAAAGUGGAUUUGUCACACCCAGGAGGAAGUUGUCUGAGGUGAAUCUUGGCGCGAGUGCGAGCACCACUCGCACCGGCAAGAACCUUACUCUGAAGGAGCAGAGCAGUACCAUAGAACGGCUGUCCAAGGAGAACUUUGACCUCAAGCUCAAGGUCAUGUUCCUGAGCGACCGGCUCGACAAGCUCUCCGAAGAAGGUAUUAAGGAGAUGAUCUCGGAGAAUGUGGAGCUCAAGACCAGCGUGGCUGUCAUGCAGCGCGACAACAAGGUCCUCCGCCGCCGUGUUAAGGAGCUCGAGAAGAAGCUCAAGGAUGAGGACGAGCGACCCGACACCGCUAAGAGUGGUGGGUCCUCAGGUCCCGUGCCUGACGACUAUGACGCCCAUGCCAACGAGGAGGAGCUCAUCUACUUGCGCGAGCGCGUCGACGAGUUCGUCACCGAAAUCGAACGGCUCAAGGAAGAGAGCAUGAGCAAGGAAGCAGAAAAGAGGCGCAUGGCCGAGAUGGUCAAGAAUCUGCAGUCCAUUAAUGAGAACCGCGUGGGAGAAUCUCUCGGCCAAGAUGAUGAGACGGCAAUAUGGAAGGAACUCUACGACCAGGAACAAGCACGGCGAGAGCAGGCAGACGAAGAUAAUAAGAGGAUGGGCGAAGAGAACCGCACCCUGCGCGAUGAGAUCUUCCGUUUGAAACAGGAUUUGGCAAACAGCACGAACAACCUCGGAGGCCGGCCGUCAUCCCAUGCCUCGCAUCCGUCAGGCAUGAGUCACACUACUAAUAUCUACAACAUCACCAAGAAGGGCCGGGCGCAGUCACCUUCGAGGCCGCAAACACGAAUGUCAGAAGCCGACACGAUGAACGGAGCAAUGAGCGUCAGCGUAUCUCUGGUCGAGGAGCUCCGUCGCGAGAGCGAGCAGCUGAGGCAUGAAAAUGCCGAGCUCAGGCGCGAGGUCGGCGCGCAAACGUCGAUGCUGACGUCAAGGAACCGUGAGAAGGAGAGGCUCUACCAGGAGAUCGAGGAUCUGAAGAUGGCUGCCCGCCGAGGUGGGCCCACGCCAUCUACGAUCGACAGCCUUCUUGACAGGUCCGCAUCCCGGGCUGGUGCCCACGACCGGCCACAGUCCCGUGGGAGCGGCAUGACUCGUACCGCGACGCUGGAUGAGGACCCCGAACGCGAGGAGCUCGAGAACAAGUUGGCUGAGCUCCGAGACAAACUCAACGGGGUCAAGAUGCAGAAUCAGGACCUGCAGCAGGAGCUCGGCAAUUACAUGCAGGAGUACGAGGCUGAACUGGAGGGCAGGAAGCAGGCCGAGACAGCGGCCCAGCAGCUGCAAGAAGAGCUCGAAGCCACCCAGAACGACCUACUUACGUUGCAGCAGGAGCGUGACGACCUUCUCCAGGAGAACUCCGGGUUAGACCAUGAGUUCAACGCAUUGCGUGAGGAAGCACAGGACGAAAUAGACCACCUGGAGGGCGAGAAUGAGCAGCGAGAGCAAGAGAUUGCGCGGCUCAGCCAAGAACUGGCGGAGCGUAAUGAAAACCAAGAGGCUCUGCAAGAAGAGAUGCGCAGGCUGAGUGAGGACAUGAUUCGCUUUGAAGACACUCAAGAAACGCAGUUCCAACGCAUCCAGGAGCUGGAGACGGAGCUAGCCGAAGCGAACAAGGAGCUUGAGGAUCUGGAGGCGAAACUUCUCGAAUCCAACGACAAAGCGCAAAGGCUUGGUAUCCAGCUCGAAUCCACCCAGGGCGAGAUUGCCUUCCUCCGCGAAGAGCAGGAGAGCGACAAGCUGCGCAUCGGCGACCUGGUCGGCCAGUUGGCAAACACCGAGCUUGCCCUCCGCGAGGAGAAGGAAAGAGUUAAGGAGCUUGAGAACCAACUCCAAUCGGAGCGACACCAGCGCGAAAUUGUGGCGAACCAGGAGAAGGAGGACGUGCAGCAGGUGGUCAACAACCUAAACAGGGAGAUGUCCACUGCCAAGGACGAAGCCAGGAAGCUGCGUAAGAGCCUUUCUAGGCAGGAGACCGAGGCGGCGGACUGGAAGGCGCGGCUGGUGGACCUUGAGAACAAUUUGAGGGAGGCGCUAGGGGAUCUCAACGGCACGAGAUCCAGCUUCCUCAGAGACAUCACCAAGCUUCAGAACGAUCUUGAUACCACGUGCCGGGAGCUGGACGCCACUCGGGCCUCACUCAACGAGAAGGAUCAUCUCAUCAAGCAGCGGGACGAACUUCUCGAGAGCCACGCGCUCGAAUCCCGUCGACUUGGUGACACCCUCGCCAAGGAACAACAGGCGCACCGCAACACGAAGCACCAGUUCGAGACAUACCAAAAGACACAGCAGCACGUUCACGGUACAAUGUCUUCUGCCGAGCUCCGCAUCAAGGAGCUGGAGGCCGCCAAGAGCCAAGACAAGCAACGGCUCUCCAAGCUCGAAACAUCACUCAAGGAACAACUCAACGAGCGCAACAGUCUCCUUCUCGUCCUCUGGACACGCCUCUCAAGCCUCUGCGGCACAGAUUGGGCGCAUGAUAACAGCCUCAUUAGCGGCCGCGCCCUCCCAUCACUCGAGUCAGUUGCUACGAUGCUGCCCGGCUUCAGCAAGAACCUCCUCGCUGCCGUCAGGACCAUUGAGUCCAUCGUCAGCAAGUUCCAAGACCGUGUCAAGUCGGUCGAGCGCGAGCUCUGGCGUGAAUAUCAGCACCUCGAGGACAGCCUUGAUAAGCGUAUCAAGAAGCUCGAUAAGAUCGAGUCGAUCGUGCGCAAUGGAGUGGCCACAGGAUCGAUCGGAAUCGCGGGGCAAAUGAGCCAGGCCCUUCUCGAGGAGCAGAAGCAGCGCAUGGCGAAACUCGAGGACGCGUAUCGCCAGCUCAAGGUGGAGAACGCGACUCUCCGCACGGCGAACGAGGUCCGCCAUGCUAUGCUUGACCCUCGCGCAGAGAGGGGCACGGAUGAUGACGGCAGUCCCAGCCCGAGCAUUCCAACCGGGCCAACAGCACGGGCUACGUCGGGCGAGAGGGGAAGCCAGCGCAGUGAGCGCAGCCGUCAGAGCUCGCGGCACGUCAGCGGUGGCGCGCCGACGACAUCGAGUGGAUCAUCAACGCACCGGGCAACGAGCCGAGCUUCUACCAUGACCCGGGAGACUAUGACCAGAGAGACCAUGACGAGAGAAAGGUCGCACCGGUCUGACAACGAGAUUGCGGCCGCGCAGGACGUGAUCAAUGAGUACAGUCCACGCCACAGCAGCCUGAGCAACCACAAGAACAGCAAUCAUAACCAUAACACGCGUGAUGUGACCUCGGCGGCCGGCUCCCAUGGGCCAAUGUCGCCCGGCGCGCCGCUGGACGCGGAGCUCAAGUGGAUGCACCGCCUGAAAGACAUGGAGAACAAGCUCAAGGCCGAGAGAGAGGGACGGCUGCUGGACCGUAACGAGGCCAGCCGCAAGAUCAUCAGCCUCGAGGAGGUUGCUCUGCAGGCGCAGGCGCGGGAGGCCAAGAUCGAGAGGAGACGGCGGAUGGAGGCCGCGCUGUCUAUAGCAGGUAGCGGUGACAAGAGCGGCGGCGGUGGCGCGAAAAGGAGUCCUAGUGCGGGCGGGGUUUAG